This is a messenger RNA of Poecilia reticulata (guppy), 635 nucleotides long. The record is from RefSeq and is a predicted model, not a curated record. NCBI's taxonomy places the organism in Eukaryota, Metazoa, Chordata, Actinopteri, Cyprinodontiformes, Poeciliidae.
ACAAAGAUGAACUGAUGUGUGAUGAAGAUCAAACUCUCUGAUGUUUCUUCUUCUUCUUUUGUUAUAUUUGAAAACAGACAAGAUGGCAGCGUUGCCGUGGAAACUGACGUACUGUUGGCAGCUGGUCAUUGGACUAAAGUGGACCAACGUUGGGGCCAACUCCAGCGCAGGCAGGACAGAGACAGGUGCAUUAUGGGAAGAUGUAGCGGUCAGAAAGUGACAUCAAGGAGACGAGGAUGCAGAACAGAACCGGCAGCGAACGCGACCAGCAGCAUCAGAGGCAGAAAGGAGAACCUGCAUGCUGAUGGAGGAGGAGGUGAAGACGAGGACGCCGUUUCAUCUCAGCUGCUCCCACAGGAAGGAGAUAACAUGCAGCACCGGGAGCGCCGCAGAGUCCCGUUCAAAGGCUGGGAGGAAGGAGGGAGCAGGAUGACUGGAGGCUGCUGGUGGGGGAGGAAGAGCAUUCAGGCGCUAACGAAGGAGAGGUCGACACAAGGAAAGUUUGGUGGAAACAUAACCAGCACAGACCAAUCCCGGCUUUACAGCUGGACCCAGAUUUUAACAGGAACCUCUCUAACAUCAUUCCUCCCAUCAGGUGUCCAACCAGCCUUAGAAAACCUCUGAAUCACUUCCAG